Aethalodelphis obliquidens (Pacific white-sided dolphin) is the source of this 2875-nucleotide messenger RNA. Its product is annotated as hyaluronidase-like. Bases 2006 to 2326 code for a protein of 106 amino acids. Gene Ontology annotation, biological process: hyaluronan catabolic process; carbohydrate metabolic process. The record is from RefSeq and is a predicted model, not a curated record. Gene Ontology annotation, cellular component: cytoplasmic vesicle. Lineage: Eukaryota; Metazoa; Chordata; Mammalia; Artiodactyla; Delphinidae. Gene Ontology annotation, molecular function: hyalurononglucosaminidase activity. The transcript is spliced from 4 exons.
CACACACACACACACACACAAAGAAAGAUGCAGUACUGUUCCAAAUAUAUCUUUUAGAUUAUGAAAUAUCUACAGUCAUAUACUACUGUAUCAGCUAGCAUUACCCGUAUCUCUUAAAUCCACUAGUAUUUCAGGACUAAAAGACAUCAAGCUCCUGAUUAUCUACUAUGACUCUAAAUAUAGUGUCAGUUUGUUCUUUUACCUCUUCAGGAGUAAAUUCAGUUGAGUAUAUGGGAGUCAAGAGGCCUGAACCAUCCAGGCAUCUUUUUUUGAGACGGAAUCCUCUCUUUACUCUAGCUGAAGGAUCCCUAGGGAGAGACAUCAAGAGGACACAGAGACUGCACUUGAGUCUGAGGAAGAAUGCUGCCUUCACUAAGUGGAUUCACUCAUAAAACCCAUAACUGUCUUGAAACUGCUAUACUGAAGGUCAUUAGUCAGCAUCUGAUUGCCUCAGCAAGUUGUCUUUUCUUGGUUCUCAUCUUGCACAGCUCAUUACCUUCUUUAAAUGCUUGUGGACUCUUAUCCUUGGGUACACUGUCCUGACUUCCCUUUUCUCUCGUGGCUUUUGUUUUUUCCUUCUGUUAGUGGAUAUUUUCUCUCCUUCUUCAAUUUUGAGGUGAUUUCCAAAAUCUUCUUGUCUCACCUUUUGCCUGUAGAUAUUUUCUUCCUUUGUGUCAACCGCCUCCUCAACAAAGAAGAUUCCCACUUCUAUACUUCUAGAAAAAUUCCUAACUUCCUGCUAGACUUCUCCACCUCGAGCUAUCUACACCUCGCAAAGCAGCGUGUGUUACCAUUUGCGCAGGCCCUUUGUCUCUCUUCCUCUGCGGUUUUCUUCCUGCUCUUCCCUCCAUCUGGAGCCCCUUUGCAAAUUCAACCUGUUCAAAUCCUGCUUAAGUUCAAGCCUCAAAUACACUUCCAGCUCAAAGCUUAUCAAGACUUCUUUUCACCACAUUUGAUAUCUUCACGUUUUGAACUCAGGUGGCACUCUGGGUUGUCUAACCUACAGAAAUGAUUCAACUUUGUAUAAUUUGUUGGUUAUUUAUAUACCCUUAUGCUGUAAUUCAUAAUUUACUCGUACUAUACUAUAUACAUGUUAAGAAAAUGUAGCUUUCCCCCGCUAUAGCCAGGCUGAUUACCUUCACAAGCCACCACCCACCUGAUGUGAAUAAAGCACAGUAGUAAAUGGCAUAUAUGACAUGACAAUUUUUUCCUAAAGAAACAUGUGAUGAGUGUGGUUAUUCACAUAUUUUUCCUGACUUUACCCACCAUUGAGGAUAAGUGGUUCACAUGUGUAAUAAUACACAAACUCCAGUGUCUGAGACCCCUCAUGUGGCUAUACAAUACUUUACUCUGUCCCCGCCAAUUUGUACCUUGAGGAGUCCUAGAGGAAGGGAGAAGAAAGAUCCUGAUUUAAUCAGCACGUUGCAUUCCUUCUGCUCCAGUGUCCUUUGCUCAGACUUUAUGACCCCUUGUCACAGUUCACUCAAGGGGUUUGUCCCACCCGUUUUCUGUGUGGCUACCAAUCUACUCCACUCCUCCAAAGAGCGAUCUUCUUAUCUCUCCCCAGAUAUCUGAGAAGCUUGCUAUUUUAAUUCCACGGGGAAAUUAUAGGUCCCUGUGGCAGUAGGAAUCACAGUGCUUUCUUCUAUAUCAUUGUUCUCUUUUAUUCAGAGCAGUCAAGCUCUUGAAGGGAGGAGAAAAAGAGGGGUCAGAAGAUGGUCAAGCCCAGUAUCACACUGUACUUGUACCUGUUCCCUCCAAUCUUUGGGUGCUGGACCUCAAUCUACCUACCCUUCAAGAAUACUAUACUCUUCUUGUACCCGCUCCAGCCGAAUCUCUUUCGGGGAGCCUGAGUUCAUCUGACAGAUCUUACAAAUUGGAAACCUAUCUGCAGGGAAGAUUCAUAUUUUCUCCCACAGUCCUAGACUCAGUGAAGAUCAGAAAAUAUGUCUGGACUCCUGUUCCAGUGUCCUUGAGGUCAUUAGACUGACGUGGCUCUAAUGCCAUGGCAAUCUGUAAAACUACUAUGGCUCUCUCUGAGAAAAUCAAAACCGAGGACUUAGUACAUGCAGUUGGUGAGAGUGCAGCAUUGGGGACGGCAGGAAUAAUAUUGUGGGGAGGAUAUGAAUAUUCUGAUUCAAAGGAGACCUGCUUGUCUGUGCAAAAAUUCAUUCAAGGGCCAUUGGACAGUUAUGCUGUUAAUGUGACAACAGCAGCCAAACUCUGCAAAGUCUAUGUCACAAUAAUGGAAGAUGUGUUCGAAAAGCACCUGAAUCCUCCUCCUAUCUGCAUAUGCCUGAAAGUAGCAGUAAGAAAUAUGCCCUAAGAGCUUGAGAGUCAUCAUUUCUCCAGCCAAUAAACUGAAGACGAUAAAGGACAUGAAGGAUGGGCUUGUGUGUCACUGCUGUCAUGGCUGGCAUGGAGAGUCUUGCCAGCAACGUUCUUCGGAUGUCCUGAGAGGGAAGGAUAAGCCUCCUAUGGCUAACUUUAAAUUAUCGGUUUCUCUGCAUGACCUUCUCUGCGAUUCUGUUGAUUUUUUUUACCCCCUACGACAACGUCAAUAUUUCCUUGAAAUACUGAAGGGUAGGAGAUGCUGAUUUUUUUUCUUUAACUUCAAUCUACUUCUAAAAUAUCUGUUGGCUUUAAAGUAAAAUAAAUAAAUAAAUAAAGGUAUUCAUUGGCUCCAUAGAGCCAUUAGAUAGAGCAAUUAUUUAUUGGGUACUUACUUCAUGCGAGGCACUAAGGAUAAGGAUGUGAAUGUACCGAAGUCUCUGUCCUUGGGGAGCUUAAAUUAUUGUGGGAAAAUGAACUAUAAUAAAUAAACAAAUACGUUUAUAUCAAAUGGUGCUAAGUGCAGUGGAGGCUAACAAAGCAG